Messenger RNA from Williopsis jadinii, 1493 nucleotides. RefSeq names its product putative GTPase NOG2 (gene NOG2). Bases 23 to 1435 code for a protein of 470 amino acids. Gene Ontology annotation, cellular component: nucleolus. The record is from RefSeq and is a predicted model, not a curated record. The transcript is spliced from 2 exons. Lineage: Eukaryota; Fungi; Ascomycota; Saccharomycetes; Phaffomycetales; Wickerhamomycetaceae. Gene Ontology annotation, molecular function: GTP binding.
UAAAAAGGUGAAGAAGCUUAACAUGUACAAGCAAGGUCGUGCUCAGCGUAAUAAAGCUGGUGAGAUUAUCAAAGCUGCUUACUUACAAGAUACUGCCGCACCUACUGCAAGAGUUGAUCCAAACCGCCGUUGGUUUGGUAACACCAGAGUCAUAUCCCAGGAUGCUCUUUCGCAUUUCAGAGAGGCUCUUGGUGAAACAAAACAGGACUCAUAUCAAGUUCUGUUAAGAAGAAAUAAGCUUCCGAUGUCUCUCUUAGAGGAGAAGGAUACUACUGAAUCACCAACCAACAGAAUCUUGGAAACUGAAAGUUUUGAACACACGUUCGGUCCAAAGUCACAACGAAAGAGACCAAGGGUUGCCAUAUCAAGUCUUGAAGAGCUUGCUGGUGCAACUGACAAGGAUGCUCAAGAUUACCAGGAAAAGAAUGAGUUGGCCACAACUAUGGGCCUCAUGGGUAAUGUUGAUACGGACGGUUGGACUGCAGAGGCCAAGGAGGCCAUUUUCCACAAGGGUCAAUCCAAACGUAUUUGGAACGAACUGUAUAAAGUCAUCGAUUCUUCGGAUGUGGUGAUACAUGUUCUCGAUGCCAGAGAUCCCCUAGGAACAAGAUGUGAAUCUGUUGAGCAAUAUAUUAAAAAAGAAGCAGCACACAAACAUUUGAUCUUUGUUUUGAACAAGUGUGAUUUGGUACCAACUUGGGUUGCCGCUGCCUGGGUAAAGCAUUUGUCAAAAUUCCAUCCAACAAUUGCAUUCCAUGCCUCUAUAACGAACUCCUUUGGUAAGGGUUCCUUGAUUCAACUUCUUCGUCAAUUUUCAGUGCUUCAUCCUGAUAGAAAGCAGAUCUCUGUGGGAUUCAUUGGGUAUCCAAACACUGGUAAAUCCAGUAUCAUCAACACUUUGAGAAGAAAGAAAGUUUGUCAAGUGGCACCAAUCCCAGGAGAGACCAAAGUGUGGCAAUACAUUACUUUGAUGAAAAAGAUCUUUUUAAUUGACUGUCCUGGUAUUGUACCGCCUUCUUCAAAGGAUUCUGAGGAAGAUAUCCUGUUCAGAGGUGUUGUCAGAGUUGAGCAUGUUACACAUGCCGAGCAGUACAUUCCUGGAGUGCUUAAAAGAUGUAAGAGACAGCAUUUGGAGAGAACAUACGAGAUCUCUGGAUGGAAUAACGCUACUGAGUUCAUCGAGCUCCUUGCUAAGAAGCAUGGUAGACUCCUGAAAGGUGGUGAACCGGAUGAGCAAGGUAUAUCCAAGCUGGUGAUCAAUGACUUCAACAGAGGAAAGAUCCCAUGGUUUGUUCCACCACCAGAGGAUGAAGAAAGACCACGUAAGAAGAGCCGUGAGGGCGGUGAAGUUGCAAAGGAAGAGGAGACUAACGAACAAGAAGAUGAGGAGGAGGGAAACGUUGAAGAAGGGGAAUGGAAGGGUAUUCAAGAUUGAUCUUUAAGUCUAUUUAAUUUUGGGCGGGGUUUACAAUAUACGUUGCAUUUACUGUGUA